UUUUCAAUUUUCUGUUGUAAGAAAGGGUUAUUUAGGUGAUGGAUGAUCAAGGUGGUAAUAUUAUUGUGACCAGAGAAUACAGGAAAGGGAACUGGACUGUUAAUGAAACAAUGGUGUUGAUCGAGGCGAAAAAGAUGGAUGAUGAGAGGAGAAUGAAGAAAAGUGAGGGAAAACCAACGGAGCUGAGAUGGAAAUGGGUGGAAGAUUAUUGUUGGAGGAGAGGGUGUUUGAGGAGCCAAAAUCAGUGCAAUGAUAAAUGGGAUAAUCUCAUGAGGGACUACAAGAAAGUGAGAGAGUACCAAAGGAGAACAGCUGAGAGAGGGGAAGGGAAUGAUACUGGUAGUAACUAUUGGGAGAUGGAGAAGAAUGAAAGAAAAGAAAAGAGCUUGCCUACUAACAUGUUGCGUCAUAUAUAUGAGCAUUUGGAACAGGUGGUGGAGAAGAAAGGAGCUCAGAAUGUGGUGGCUGCAGGUGCUAGUGGUGGCGGCUCGGUUCCCAUCCCCAAUAAACCUUAUGUUAUGGAUACACCAAUUACUAGCGUGCAACCUUCAUUGCUACAUCAACUUCCACCUAUUCCAGCUGCAAUUCCAUUGCCUCUAACAGCACCACCGCCGCCAAACGCUGCUCCUGCACUACUACUACAUCCACCCCUUUCGUAUGCUCAGGCUCAGCCAUUGCCCACACUCAGAUUCUGUACAAGCGAGCAUUCAGGCUCACUAGCAAAGAGAAGGAGAAGAUCAAGAGGUAAUGGGGAAGGCGCUGCAAGUCCAAGCAACUCAAAUGAAGUGGGAACUGCAAUCUUCAAAAGUGCUUCCGUUAUAGCAGAAGCCAUCCAGGCCAGUGAGGAGAAUGAGGAGAGAAGACAUAGAGACCUUGUUAUUUUACGCGAGAGAAGGCUAGAGAUUGAGGAAUCUAAGACAGAGAUCAAAAGAAGAGGAAUUGAGGGCCUGGUUGAAGCCAUUAACAGGCUUGCUAAUUCCAUCAUUGCUUUGGCUUCCCAUAAAAACCAGUCAGCUCCAAAGUGAUUCUCUUGAUUAUGAUUCUAAUUAUGUCUUA
Messenger RNA from Hibiscus syriacus, 1056 nucleotides. RefSeq lists its product as uncharacterized. Lineage: Eukaryota; Viridiplantae; Streptophyta; Magnoliopsida; Malvales; Malvaceae. The transcript has 2 exons. The coding region runs from base 39 to 1025 and encodes 328 amino acids. The record is from RefSeq and is a predicted model, not a curated record.